CAAUUUGCCUACUUAAACACGCAUUUGGUAAUUUUUCCAGUGUGCAGAAAUGGCUGGUGUUGCAGAAGUAGAUGAUGGAAGCAGCCAUUGUCGCCGAGUCGAUGAAAGAGGUAAUUUACUGGUGGCAGCACCGCGCACGGCUGAGGGAGGAGAAACCCUCCGCCGCCCUCGUGGCAGGCCAGCCGGAUCCAAGAAUAAACCCAAGCCGCCAAUUAUCAUCACCAGGGAAAGUGCUAAUGCACUAAGAGCACAUGCAAUAGAAGUAAACUCGGGCUGCGAUAUUAAUGAAACCUUAAUUAACUUUUCCCGGCGGAAACAGCGCGGUCUAUGCGUACUCAACGCGACAGGCUGCGCCACCAAUAUCACCAUCCGUCAACCGGCUUCAUCAGGAUCAGUCAUUACUCUCCAUGGCCGGUACAAUAUUCUCUCGUUGCUCGGGUCUAUUCUGCCACCACCAGCACCGUCGGAAGUGGCGGCCGGCCUUACGGUGUACCUUGCUGGGGCUCAAGGGCAAGUUGUGGGAGGGAGUGUGGUUGGUGCACUCAUUGCUUCAGGACCUGUAGUUAUUGUGGCUGCAACUUUUAUGAAUGCAAAUUUUUAUCACUUGCCAUUAGAGGAUGAUGAAAUUGUUGCCACUGCAGAGGCCCCCAAUCAUAACCAGCAGUACGAAAACAACCGGUGGCGCCACCGGAUUGAUGUCUCAGAAAUAUAUGGGAUGCAACAAAACAAAUGGCAGUGUACCCUCUGAGACUUUAGAUUAACAGCUCCUAAUUUCAAAGUUUCCACUUUACAAUGUCAAGAAAAUUUAAAAGUACUGAAUGUUUAGAAAACUUUUAUAUUUA
This is a messenger RNA of Olea europaea var. sylvestris, 842 nucleotides long. Its product is annotated as AT-hook motif nuclear-localized protein 16-like. Gene Ontology annotation, molecular function: DNA-binding transcription factor activity; minor groove of adenine-thymine-rich DNA binding. The record is from RefSeq and is a predicted model, not a curated record. Lineage: Eukaryota; Viridiplantae; Streptophyta; Magnoliopsida; Lamiales; Oleaceae. Gene Ontology annotation, cellular component: nucleus. The coding region runs from base 50 to 748 and encodes 232 amino acids. The transcript has a single exon. Gene Ontology annotation, biological process: vegetative to reproductive phase transition of meristem.